Messenger RNA from Ailuropoda melanoleuca (giant panda), 747 nucleotides. RefSeq names its product nucleosome assembly protein 1-like 1. The annotation marks the transcript as partial. The record is from RefSeq and is a predicted model, not a curated record. Gene Ontology annotation, cellular component: nucleus. The transcript has a single exon. Lineage: Eukaryota; Metazoa; Chordata; Mammalia; Carnivora; Ursidae. Gene Ontology annotation, biological process: nucleosome assembly.
GAAGAUGAGAAAAAGGAUGAAGAAAAAGAAGACCCCAAAGGAAUUCCUGAAUUUUGGUUAACUGUUUUUAAGAAUGUUGACUUGCUCAGUGAUAUGGUUCAGGAACACGAUGAACCUAUUCUGAAGCACUUGAAAGAUAUUAAAGUGAAGUUCUCAGAUGCUGGCCAGCCUAUGAGUUUUGUCUUAGAAUUUCACUUUGAACCCAAUGAAUAUUUUACAAAUGAAGUGCUGACAAAGACAUACAGGAUGAGGUCAGAACCAGAUGAUUCUGAUCCCUUUUCUUUUGAUGGACCAGAAAUUAUGGGUUGUACAGGGUGCCAGAUAGAUUGGAAAAAAGGAAAGAAUGUCACUUUGAAAACUAUUAAGAAGAAGCAGAAACACAAGGGACGUGGGACAGUUCGUACUGUGACUAAAACAGUUUCCAAUGACUCUUUCUUUAACUUUUUUGCCCCUCCUGAAGUUCCUGAGAGUGGAGAUCUGGAUGAUGAUGCUGAAGCUAUCCUUGCUGCAGACUUCGAAAUUGGUCACUUUUUACGUGAGCGUAUAAUCCCAAGAUCAGUGUUAUAUUUUACUGGAGAAGCUAUUGAAGAUGAUGAUGAUGAUUAUGAUGAAGAAGGUGAAGAAGCGGAUGAGGAAGGGGAAGAAGAAGGAGAUGAGGAAAAUGAUCCAGACUAUGACCCAAAGAAGGAUCAAAACCCAGCAGAGUGCAAGCAGCAGUGAAGCAGGAUGUAUGUGGCCUUGAGGAUA